Messenger RNA from Dictyostelium discoideum AX4, 1320 nucleotides. It is a transcript of the gene apm2, whose product is annotated as clathrin-adaptor medium chain AP-2. Gene Ontology annotation, cellular component: clathrin adaptor complex; SNARE complex; membrane. NCBI's taxonomy places the organism in Eukaryota, Evosea, Eumycetozoa, Dictyosteliales, Dictyosteliaceae. The coding region runs from base 1 to 1320 and encodes 439 amino acids. The record is from RefSeq and is a predicted model, not a curated record. Gene Ontology annotation, biological process: vesicle-mediated transport; intracellular protein transport. The transcript is spliced from 4 exons.
AUGAUUAGUGCAUUAUUCUUAAUGAAUGGAAAAGGAGAGGUGUUAAUAUCACGUAUCUAUAGAGAUGAUAUUAGCCGUGGUGUUGCAAAUGCAUUCAGAUUAGAAGUUAUUGGAUCUCAAGAAACAAGAUCACCAGUAAAAUUAAUUGGAUCAACUUCAUUUAUGUAUAUUAAAGUUGGUAAUAUUUAUAUUGUUGGUGUAUCAAGACAAAAUGUUAAUGCAUGUAUGGUAUUCGAAGUAUUACACCAAUUGGUUGACAUUUUUAAAUCAUAUUUCGAUAAUUUAGAUGAAGAUUCAAUUAGAAAUAAUUUUGUUUUAGUUUAUGAGUUAUUAGAUGAAAUUUUAGAUUUUGGUUACCCACAAAAUUGUUCAACAGAUGUAUUAAAACUUUAUAUUACUCAAGGUCAAGGAAAAUUAAAAUCACUUGAUAAAUUAAAACAAGAUAAAAUUUCAAAGAUUACAAUUCAAGCAACAGGUACAACACCAUGGAGAACACCAGAUAUUAAAUAUAAGAGAAAUGAACUUUAUAUUGAUGUUGUGGAGAGUGUAAAUUUGUUAAUGUCAGCAGAAGGUAAUAUAUUAAGAGCAGAUGUAUCAGGACAGGUUAUGAUGAAAUGUUUCCUUUCUGGUAUGCCAGAAUGUAAAUUUGGUAUGAAUGAUAAGGUUAUUAUGGAUAGAGAGAAAUCAACAAAUGGUGGUAGUGCCGCUAGAAGUGGAGCACGUCGUGCAAAUGGUAUUGAAAUCGAUGAUAUUACAUUCCAUCAAUGUGUACGUCUUGGUAAGUUUGAUAGUGAUCGUACAGUAAGUUUCAUUCCACCAGAUGGUGAAUUCGAAUUGAUGCGUUAUCGUACCACUGAACAUAUCAAUCUACCAUUCAAAGUUAUACCAAUCGUUAGAGAGAUGGGUAGAACUCGUUUAGAGUGCUCCGUCACUGUUAAAUCAAAUUUUAGUAGUAAAAUGUUUGGUGCAAAUGUUAAAGUAAUCAUUCCAACACCUAAAAAUACCGCUGUCUGUAAGAUUGUCGUUGCAGCUGGUAAGGCUAAAUAUAUGCCAGAACAAGAUGCUAUCAUUUGGAGAAUUAGAAGAUUCCCUGGUGAUACUGAAUUCACUCUCAGAGCUGAAGUUGAACUUAUGGCAUCCGUUAAUCUCGAUAAAAAAGCUUGGUCACGUCCACCAAUCUCUAUGGAAUUCCAAGUUACUAUGUUCACUGCCUCUGGUUUCUCUGUUCGUUUCCUUAAAGUCGUUGAAAAAAGUAAUUAUACACCAAUUAAAUGGGUUAGAUAUUUAACAAAAGCUGGUACCUAUCAAAAUCGUAUUUAA